This is a messenger RNA of Dictyostelium discoideum AX4, 1074 nucleotides long. RefSeq names its product WD40 repeat-containing protein (gene wdr92). The transcript is spliced from 3 exons. The coding region runs from base 1 to 1074 and encodes 357 amino acids. NCBI's taxonomy places the organism in Eukaryota, Evosea, Eumycetozoa, Dictyosteliales, Dictyosteliaceae. The record is from RefSeq and is a predicted model, not a curated record.
AUGAGCGCACUUGGUGAAUCAAAUAACAAACAAAAUGGCAAAGAGAUAUUACAUAAUUAUGUAACUAAGAAAUUAACAAGUCAACCAUACAGUUGUCAAUGGAUACCAACUUCAUGUUCAGUGGUUACAGUUGGUAAAAAGACAUCAGGUGGUAUCUCAAAAGGUGAUAUUAAAAUUCAUCAAUUAGAAUUUGAUGAUACCUCUGGUGACCCAAAAUUAAAUUUAGUCUAUGAAAAUGAAUUUACAAAUCCAUUUAGAUGUCUAUCAUUUUUUAAACAAGCAAAUCAAUUACAACAACAAGAUAAUAGAAAAUUUAUAACAGGUGAUUUUAAUGGACAAAUUUCAGAAUGGGAUUCAGAUAUAUGUGAUAUACCAAUAUGGGGUGUUAAAGGUGCUCAUCAAGGUUCAAUAUCAGCAAUUGAUGCAUAUGCUGAUAAUUUAGUAGUUUGUGGUGGUAAAGAUGGUACAAUUAAAGUAUAUGAUACAAGAAUAAAGCCGAAUAGUGCUAAUGAUAAUAAUGGUAAUAAUUCAUCACCAAUAUCAACAUUUGAACAAACCAAUAAAAGUAAUUGUUGGUCAAUUUGUACAAAUGAUAAUAAUAUUAUAGCAGGCUUUGAAAAUGGUGAUUUAAAUAUAUACAAUUUAAAAACCAAUUCAAUUCAAUCAACAACUAAAUUAAAUGGUGGAAUUUGUUCAAUAGAUUCAAAUGAUAGAUCAAAUAUUUUAAAUCAAUUUUUAAUUACAACAAAUAAAUCUUUUAUUUCAAUUGCUUCAUUUAAUAAUAAUAAUAAUAAUAAUAUUGAAUUUAAAGAUUAUGAUAUUAAUAAAGAACCUAAUCAAACUAUAUGGUCAGGAAUUUAUUCACCAUGGAAUAAAAAAGAUAAUGAAAAUAUAUUUACAAUUGCUCAAGGUGAUGGUUCAGUUUCAAUGUAUAGGGAUGAUUGUAAAUUAAUUGAUAAAGUUUUAGUUUCAGAUUUACCAAUACUUUCAUUGGAUUAUAGUAAAGAUAGAAAAGGUUUAUUAUGUUGUAUAUCUUUAAAAAAACAAUUAUCAAUUUUAAUUUCACCUUGUUAA